CGAACGAGGACGUGGUGUUUUUACCGUCCCAAUUGAAUAGAGUCAGCACAAGUGACCAGAGCAGCCAUUCUAGUUUGGCCGGUUGCCAAUAUGGUGUCUCUUGACGGCCAACCGUCAUCAGGACUAACGAAUACUUUUGGAACUCAAAUGCGAGAAGAGUGCUUCACUUUCUCUGAGGGUUAUCGACCUCUUAAUCAUGGUUCAUUUGGGACUUUCCCAAAAGAGGUUCGGGAUUACCAAAGGCAAUUGCAGGACGAGAGCGAAGCGCGGCCAGACACGUUUAUACGUUAUACCUACCUCAAGUUUCUCAAAGAGAGCAAGAUAGCUGUUGCAUCGCUCCUAGGAGCGGAUCCCGGGGAGGUUGUGCUUGUUCAGAACGCAACCACAGGAGUCAAUACGGUACUUCGCAACAUGGAUUUUCAACCCAGCGAUACAAUUCUUCACUUCGGAACCAUCUAUGGUGCUUGCUCUAAGACAAUUCAAUCACUGUCAGAGGACCGUCCGCUCUCAUCAUGCGCAAUUGACAUAACGUAUCCAAUCGACGAUGAUGAGAUUCUGCGGCGGUUCCGAAGUGCGAUUGACGAGGUCAAGAGUCAGGGAAAGACGCCGAGACUCGCUAUGUUCGACACAGUUCUCACAUUCCCCGGAGCCCGAUUUCCUUUCGAAAGGCUAGUGGCGACCUGCAAAGAGCUUGGGAUUCUGAGUUUCAUCGAUGGAGCUCAUGGUGUCGGUCACAUCGAUCUGACUCACCUCGGUGAUGUUAGUCCGGACUUCUUCAUCAGCAACUGUUACAAGUGGUUGAUGGUCCCGAGGGGAUGUGCCGUCUUAUAUGUCCCAUUCCGGAACCAACACAUGAUCUCCUCAACGGUGCCCACAUCAUGGGGCUACGAGACCAAAGAGGAGAGAGACAAGAUGGAUCAUCGAGCCUAUUUCUCCAGAUUGUUUGACAAGAUAUCCACCACAGACAACACGCCUUACUGCUGUAUACCCAAAGCACUCGACUUUCGGAAUCGAGUCUGUGGUGGCGAGGCCAAGCUUCGCGAGUACUGCGAGGACCUUGCGCUUCGAGGCGGUGACAGAAUGGCAAAGAUUCUCGGCACAGAAGUCCUAGGCGCUUCGUCGGCACCAUUUCGGCGGUGCUGCUUCGUCAAUGUUCGGCUUCCUCUAUCUCUAGAGGAAGUCAACGUCGACGCAUCAUCAGGACUAGGCAUCGCAAAAUGGAUGCAAGAACUAACGCCAGCUGAGUAUGAGAGUUACAUCCCCAUCAAGUUCUAUGCAGGCGGCUUUUGGUGUAGAAUCAGUGGUCAGGUGUACUUGACGUUGGAAGAUUUCGAGUGGGCGGCAGAGACUUUGCUCCUAAUCUGCAAGCGGGCGAAGGCUGGGGAGUGGAAAUGAAGACUGAAUACGAAUCUUUCAUGAAUGGAAGACUUGUGGCUAAGAUUACUGAGUUUCGAGGAGAUCCCGUGACCUUCAGCUGUCUCAAUAGAUCAUGACACUAUGCUUCACAGAUCUAUGAAUCCAGCCUAGUACUUAUUCAGCUUCCGAUAGAAUAUGAUGAUUUAUGUCCAAUGCUUAUGAAAGCGCAUGGUUGAAGCCAAUAGUUGGUCAGUCACCUCACUUAUUGUACGUAUAAACAUGAACAAUGGAAGAUUUCUUACUAC
Messenger RNA from Colletotrichum acutatum, 1661 nucleotides. RefSeq names its product putative aminotransferase family protein. Lineage: Eukaryota; Fungi; Ascomycota; Sordariomycetes; Glomerellales; Glomerellaceae. The record is from RefSeq and is a predicted model, not a curated record. The transcript is spliced from 2 exons. Bases 91 to 1395 code for a protein of 434 amino acids.